UUCCGGUAGAGUACGGGACAGGAGAAUCUCGCGGGAUUUACAACUCUCCGGAUCAUACAGGUCACCGGGAAAUUUACAGCUUCCGCUAAAAAGCCCCGCACCGAUCCGACACAGGUGAUCCCCGGGUCGUAAAUUCCUGCCUUUCAAGGCUCUAUAUAAAUUCCGGAACGGGUUUAUUCGGUUUAAAAUCUCAAGAACACUCUCCGAAAUAGCAUUGUAAACAUUGUCCUAUUUCUUUAUUAGAAAAUAUCGGAAUUAGCGUCAGCCACUGAAAGCUAUAGUCAAUACAGGUAUAAGAACACAGGAAGUGUUCUUCUGUCGCGGAAGGAGGAAAAGUGAAAUUUGAAAAAUUGGACUCUACAAUAUGCAUUCUUUUAUUAACAGUAUCCAGCUCCGAUUUGUUCUGCUUCUUUACGUCAUGUCAGUGUCAGCAUCAGGAUCUAUCCUAGAUUACAGGGAUUUGGUCAACAACGAUCCUGAUUCAAGUCCACAAUCCAAAUCCGCUUUCCUACAGAGAUUCAUACGGCGCUUGCGCAGUGAUGACCUUGACACCGACCUCAACCUUCGAACUUUAGUACCACGUGACUAUAGCUCAGGCCGAUUUGAAGGAACUUCCGUGAAAAGGGAUUAUGGGAUCAAUCCGCCAUUCCACGAACUAUGCCGUAUGAUGAACAUGCCCUAUUGCUCUUACCGAAGCUAACGUCAUUGUGACGUCACCCAUGACCUUUUAACGUUGCUGUGAUACCGUAUAGAAAGCCACUGGACAAAGAUUUGACAUAAAUCAAUUUUAUCAACAGCAUAAAGUACAGGAAGUCAGUGGUGUCACUCAACACCAGGGACAUUUUGUCAGACAUCCAUAUUUGUUCAAACGGUGAAUUUAUUCACAGCGCACAAUAGGAACACUAACAUAAUAUUACUUCAAAAAAUAAAUUUUUAAUGUUUUUUAUGAUUGUUUUAUAAUUCAUAAAGGUUUGCAAAUGUAAGAAAAUAGGAAAGCGUACAGAAGAUGGAAACAAACUAACUGCAUGCAUGACUUGUUAAGUUUAUUUCUAGAAAUAGAAAAAAAGUAUACAUGGUUGCAGAUCGAAUAUCAAAGUGCAGAGAAUGAGGAGCAAUUUAUGUGUGACGGCAAUACUGGACUACGUCACCUGUCAAAAUCAACCUAUAUUUUGUUAGUUCUUGCUCAAUGGCCACACCUUGUCCCCAAAAUGACAUGCAUUAUAAUAUUUUUUUCUUCAGAGAAGAAUCACGAUGUAUGAAUCUCGUGCAAUCGGGACUACUCGGGCCUUUUCGGUGGAGCUCGGAAAACACAUCAAACGUACUGAAUACUCGGAUGUUAGAAUUUUAUGCAAAUUGGAGUCGCAUCCCAUCAAUUUAAGACAUAGCUUAAGACACUUAAAUAUCUUUUCCGUGGUAGCUUUUAUAACUGUUUUACAUUGAUGUGGCUCACAUAUAUCAGCAGAUUAUAAUUUCCCUCUUAAUUAGAUCAGAGUUUAUGAAAAUGGAAUUGUCCUGGAAGCAUACGUUAUACCUUCCCAGUGUUUUCCGCGCCGCUAACCCGAAAGGCCCAAGAAUUUAGUAUUGAAAUCGAAUGCUGUUACAUUAUAACUCAAAAGAAAUAAAAAGGGAUUGGCUCGUGUUAAAUUCUUUUUUC
Magallana angulata is the source of this 1654-nucleotide messenger RNA. RefSeq lists its product as uncharacterized. The record is from RefSeq and is a predicted model, not a curated record. Lineage: Eukaryota; Metazoa; Mollusca; Bivalvia; Ostreida; Ostreidae. The coding region runs from base 365 to 700 and encodes 111 amino acids. The transcript has 3 exons.